AGUGUUGUUUACUUUUAAACAAGAAACUGAGCGAUUAACACUAUGUUGAGGGUUUUAAUAUUCGUGUCGUUGGUUUGUUACGUGUUUGGGUAUUUUACUUUACCUGGUAAAUGUCCGGAGAAUGUGAAUUUGAAAGAAGAUUUCAGACUGGCUGAAUUCUACAACGAAUGGUACCAAACCCACUAUUACUCCAGUGAUGGACACCGCCACAACAACUGCUCAGUACUUAACCUCAUUACCAAACCUACUGGGGUAUACCUGAACCAGUCCAGGGUGGACCGAGGGCUGUUCCAUAGAUACAGUAUGGGGAGGAUCGUCAUACCGUCUGAUAUUGAGAAGCCAGCGUACUUAGACAUUGAGUUUCAGUUUGAAAAUGCGCCUAGAAGAUUAAAAACAAGAAAAUAUCCAUUUAGAGUGUUGGCAACCAACUACAACUACUACGCUACCGUUUACACUUGCGAAUAUAGCCCUUUGAUCGACAAACAUUACAUUUACGUUUGGGUCCUAUCUAGAUCCCAUCUACUCAACGAGGUAUCAUUGGCCCUCGCGACUAAGCCCUUGCAACAGAUCGGAGUAGACCCUUCGAAACUGGUGAAGGAAGAGUGGUCUAAAUGCCAACCAAAAUACUAUGAGGAUGCGGCUACUGAACCUAUGACGUUUAGAUAUCCAGUACCGAUUUAAAUAACUUAUUAAUGGAGUAGCUUACAUAAUGAAACCAAGAUUUUUAAUUGAAUAAGACUUAAUAAAGUCUACAUUUUUAUUUAGGUUCUUUCUUAUCGGUAUCAUCAUAGAUCGUGAGGUGAAAAAUAAAGGACAUAAGAACUCAA
This is a messenger RNA of Leguminivora glycinivorella, 827 nucleotides long. Its product is annotated as insecticyanin-A-like. The transcript is spliced from 4 exons. Gene Ontology annotation, molecular function: pigment binding. The record is from RefSeq and is a predicted model, not a curated record. The coding region runs from base 43 to 681 and encodes 212 amino acids. Lineage: Eukaryota; Metazoa; Arthropoda; Insecta; Lepidoptera; Tortricidae.